ACGAAAUUUCUUGUCGUGCCCAGACGAAUGAAGGUCCGCGUCAAGAACUGGAGCGCAGUGGCCGUGUGGCGCUGGAAGGUGGACGACGACACCUGCGGCAUCUGCAGAAUGGCGUUUGAUGGCUGCUGCACGGACUGCAGGCUGCCUGGCGACGAGUGCCCGCUCGUUUGGGGCCAAUGCAAGCACUGCUUCCACAUGCACUGCAUCCUCAAGUGGGUCCACUCGCCGAACGCCAACCAGCUGUGUCCCAUGUGUCGUCAAGAGUGGAAGUUCUGA
Messenger RNA from Capsaspora owczarzaki ATCC 30864, 276 nucleotides. RefSeq names its product RING-box protein 1a. The coding region runs from base 28 to 276 and encodes 82 amino acids. The transcript has a single exon. Gene Ontology annotation, biological process: protein ubiquitination; anaphase-promoting complex-dependent catabolic process; positive regulation of mitotic metaphase/anaphase transition. Lineage: Eukaryota; Filasterea; Ministeriida; Capsasporidae. Gene Ontology annotation, molecular function: cullin family protein binding; zinc ion binding; ubiquitin protein ligase activity. Gene Ontology annotation, cellular component: nucleus; anaphase-promoting complex. The record is from RefSeq and is a predicted model, not a curated record.